Aspergillus steynii IBT 23096 is the source of this 4047-nucleotide messenger RNA. RefSeq lists its product as uncharacterized. The record is from RefSeq and is a predicted model, not a curated record. Gene Ontology annotation, biological process: glutathione metabolic process. NCBI's taxonomy places the organism in Eukaryota, Fungi, Ascomycota, Eurotiomycetes, Eurotiales, Aspergillaceae. Gene Ontology annotation, cellular component: cytosol. Gene Ontology annotation, molecular function: 5-oxoprolinase (ATP-hydrolyzing) activity. The coding region runs from base 98 to 3952 and encodes 1284 amino acids. The transcript is spliced from 3 exons.
UUAUCUUGAGCGGCGGUUGCUGCAUCGGCUUAAAUACUCUGAUAGUAGUUGGAGGAUAUCUCUGCUGCUUCGCGUUUGUAUCGGACUGCCUUAGAUAAUGGUAUGGUGCCAUAAACAAGAGCCCAUGAUGAGUACCACAGCAGACACAAACAUCUCCAUAGAUCGCGGUGGCACAUUCUGUGAUGUUCUUGUCCAAAUCCCUGGGCAACCCGACCGUGUCUUCAAACUCUUAUCAGAAGAUCCUGCCAAUUACCGCGAUGCGCCGACAGAAGCCAUCCGACGGGCACUGGAAGUUAUUGAGAAUCGGCAAAUUCCAAAAACAGAAAAGUUAGAUGGCUCGCGAAUCGCGUCAUGUCGCAUUGGCACGACACUAGCAACCAACGCUUUACUGGAAGGAAAAGGUGAAAGAUUCGCCUUCAUCACCACCAAAGGUUUCGAAGACGUUUGUGUUAUCGGUGACCAAACGCGGCCUAAGCUCUUCGACCUGAAUGUUCGCAAAGCCACUGCUUUGCAUGACAAGGUCAUUGAGAUUGACGAGAGAGUAACGGUGGAAGAUUACGAUUUGAACCCUUUUCCUAUGGACAAGAGCCGCGAACUGAAUGAUCCAGCUCUGGUUCGAACGGCGAGCGGCGAAGUGAUCCGGGUAAUUAAACCCUUGGAUACCCCCGAAGUGCGAGACGCUCUCCAGAAACUCAAAGACGACGGAUACGAUUCGAUCGCUAUCGGAUUCAUGCACUCGUACUUGUUUCCUGAUCAUGAGAACCAAGUGGCAUUGCUUGCCCGACAAAUGGGCUUCAAAUACGUGACCACGUCGUCCGAAAUAAGCCCAACCAUCAAGUUUCUGCGACGCAGUAACUCGGUUUCCUCUGAAUCCUACCUAUAUCCCAUAAUCCAACAAUACAUUGCAGAUUUUGAAAAUGGGUUUGCCACAUUGCCGAAAAGAGUCGAAUUCAUGUGCUCUGAUGGGGGGCUGCGAUCAUCACGAAAGUUUCGAGGCAACGAGGCCCUGCUUAGUGGCCCAGCUGGUGGCGUAGUGGGAAUUGCAAAGUCCUGCUUCGAUCGCCUUGAAGGUACUCCGGUCAUAGGCUUUGAUAUGGGCGGUACCAGCACGGAUGUGUCUAGAUACGACGGUAAUUAUGACUAUCUGAGUGAAACGACGAUUGCCGGUCGCAUCAUUACCGUGCCGAUGUUGAAUAUCGCGACCGUGGCUGCGGGCGGAGGAUCCAUCCUGUUCGCCCGUAACGGCCUGUUUGUCGUCGGACCUGAUAGCGCCGGGGCCCAUCCGGGUCCUGCAUGCUAUAGAAAAGGAGGACCUCUCACAGUGACAGAUGCAAAUUUGUUUCUAGGGAGGUUGGUAUUAUCGGCAUUCCCGUCUAUGUUUGGACAAGAUGCAGACGAGCCUCUCGAUUAUGAGGUGACCUCUCGGAAAUUCAAGGAAAUUACGAACGAGAUCAACUUUCAAACAAGACAAAAUCUCUCUGCAGAGGAGGUCGCGUCUGGAUUUUUGAAUGUGGCGAACGAGACCAUGAGCCGACCAAUCCGCAAUGCGACUGAAGCCCGUGGCUUCCACCCAGAGCGCCAUAAUCUUGUUAGUUUCGGAGGUGCUGGUGGGCAGCAUGCAUGCUCUAUUGCCAAUAGGCUUGGUAUCAGACGAAUUUUGAUUCACAAACAUUCGUCGAUCUUGUCGGCUGUUGGGAUUUCUCGAGCUGACUUGCAAUAUGAGUCUGUGGAGCCAUACGUGGGUGCGUUUAAUUUCGAUGCCUUGCCAGGAAUUCGCGCUCGAUUUGAUGCCCUCAAAGACAAAGUGAAAGAUGAAUUGAUUGGCCAAGGCGCUUCGGAAGAGUCCAUACAAUUUGACGAGUCACUUAGCCUGAGAUACAAAGGCACAGACACGAAUCUGGUUAUCUCGAAACCGGAAGAUGAGAACUAUGGUGCCGCCUUCAGAGAGGCUCAUCUUCGAGAAUUUGCAUUCGUGUUAGAACGAGACAUCAUUGUUGACUCUGUCCAUGUUCGUGGAACUGGAGGCAAUGACACCGAUGAUCGGCUGGUAUCUCCCUUAAAAGCUUUGGAACAGGUCAAGAUAGACCCAAAGCGAGCCUCGACAAACAGUUCACAAAAGGUUUUUGUUGAGGGACAGUGGCAGGAUGUACCUAUCUACAAACUUGAGUCGUCCUCUGAUCCUACUAUUGUGAGCGGUCCGGCGUUGAUAAUCGAUUCAACUCAGACAAUUCUUGUCGAGCCACAAUGGCAAGGUUAUAUAUUACUGGAACACGUUAUUUUGGAGCGAUUAUCUGCCGAUACAGCGUCUCUUCCUACCCGAAGUUUGUCUGACAACGUCGACCCCAUUCAGCUGUCUAUUUUCUCCCACCGAUUCAUGUCCAUCGCCGAACAGAUGGGCAAUACGCUGCAGCGAACUUCGAUCUCCACAAGCAUCAAAGAGCGCCUGGAUUUCUCUUGUGCAAUUUUCUCCCCCGACGGAAAGCUUGUGGCCAAUGCUCCACACAUCCCGAUUCACCUCGGCAGUAUGCAAUAUGCUAUUCAAUAUCAGCACCGUCUAUGGGAGGGAAAGCUUCAGCCUGGCGAUGUCCUAAUGACAAACCACCCCGAGUGCGGUGGCACACAUCUUCCUGACGUUACCGUUGUGACACCCGUCUUCGCGAAAGACGACGUAACCAUUAUGUUCUACGUGGCGGCUCGAGGGCACCAUACUGAUAUUGGUGGAAAGGGAAUUACUUCCAUGAUGCCUGAUUCAAAAGAGCUAUGGGAAGAGGGUUUGAAUAUCAAAUCGCUCAAAAUAGUCAGUCACGGAAAGUUUCUUGAAGACGCCGUCCGGGAUGCUUUUCUCCAUGCGGGGACGUUUCCUGGCUGCAGUCCGACUCGUCGACUGGAUGACAACAUCUCCGACAUCAAAGCCCAGAUAUCGUCCAACCAGCGGGGUAUCAUACUUCUGCAGAAGCUGUGUGACGAGUUUACCCUUCCACUUGUUCACCGGCAGAUGUACGCGAUCCAAGCAAACGCGGAAGUUGCAGUGCGGAAGUUCUACAAAGACAUCAGCAGGGCACACCCGCAGCCGCUCACGGCGGUUGAUUACUUCGAUGACGGUACCCGACUUCAAGUAACUAUUAGAAUAGACAAGGACACGGGCGACGCAGUCUAUGACUUCAACGGGACGGGUCCGCAAAUAUGGGGGAAUUACAAUUGUCCUAUUUCCAUCACUCAUUCCGCUGUGAUAUACACAACUCGAUGUCUCAUUGACGUGGAUAUUCCUCUCAACGACGGAUGUCUUGCUCCCAUAGACAUUCGCAUCCCGAAAGGAUCAGUCCUGCGCCCUAGUGCAUCGGUCGCCAUUUGCGGCAGUACACUCGCGAGCCAGCGCGUGAUUGAUACGAUUCUACGGGCCUUCGGUCGAUGCGCCGCUUUCUCUGGAUGCGCAAAUAGCUUCGGCUGGGGAAUGGGUGGCAAGAACCCAAUUACCGGGCAAAUCGAGCCCGGAUGGAACUAUGGCGAAACUGUGGGUGGUGGGUGUGGCGCUGGUCCUUCAUGGAACGGGGAGCAUGCAAUCCAGGCGCACUCGACCAACACGAAAAUCACAGACGCAGAGGUCGUCGAAAAGCGAACUCCGGUUAUUGUUCGUCAACAUAGUAUCAACCACGGUACUGGAGGACAAGGACAGUUUAACGGGGGAAAUGGGGCUACAAGGCUCAUUGAGGCACGGGUGCCGCUCAAGUUUAGCAUCUUGAGCGACCGGCGGGUGUUUGCGCCGUACGGAAUGCACGGCGGAGGAGAAGGAGCUGUGGGCAAGAACUUCCUAUAUCGCUGGAACGAUGACAAAAGUGGUUUUGAGAAAUUAUCCCUUGGGGGAAAGGCAGCGUUGAGUUUAGAGGCAGGGGAAAUGAUGGAGGUCAGUAGUCCGGGUGGUGGUGGAUGGGGAGUUGCCGGACAUUCAUGCUAGCAGGUCAGAGUAAAUGGAAUGUGUACCGACAUACCUUCAACUUGGCUGAUUGAAUCACCGUAAAACAUAGCCAAUUUGCUUCGGUCAGAUUCGGA